AUGGCGGCUAAGAAUUUGAUUCCGCAUCGGUUGAGCUACGGCCCCGCUGGGAGUGCCGCCAGCGACCAGGUUCGCCUGGCGUUCGGCGACAUCACAGCGCCGGAGUUCAGAAAGGGCCGCUACGAGGUCUGCCACUACUCCCGGAGGAGCCUCGGAGGCUGCACUGGCCCGCUGGCCGUCGACCAGACGCUGUGGUUCUGCUACGAGCUCCACGCUCUGCUCCGGGAGGAGAGGGCAGCCACGUCGCGGUCGAGUACGAGUCCGAGGAGCGCAAGAACGUUGCCGUGGUCGUUGGCGCCUACCUCGUGCUCGGCCGGGGCUGGUCUGCGAGGGAGGUGCGCGGCGCCCUGCCCGAGGACGCCGGCCUGGUCCUGCCGUGCUCGUGGGCUCACCCUGAGGACCUGGCGACCAGCCACGGGGCGCCCCGCAUGA
Molecule: messenger RNA, 432 nt
Organism: Prorocentrum cordatum
Lineage: Eukaryota; Dinophyceae; Prorocentrales; Prorocentraceae
Source: the annotation of a GenBank genome assembly